Molecule: messenger RNA, 2181 nt
Organism: Chara braunii
Lineage: Eukaryota; Viridiplantae; Streptophyta; Charophyceae; Charales; Characeae
Source: the annotation of a GenBank genome assembly
UCUCUCUCUCUCUCUCUCUCUCUCUCUCUCUCUCUCUCUCUCUCUCUCUCUCUCUCUCUCUUCCCCCACCUCCUCCUCUUAGUGCCAUACCAUGUCUCAGGAGAGAUCGAUCCUCCUGGCGGGAAAAUCACACCUCAGAAGCUCGAGGUGGAAUUUGCUUGAACAUAUGAUCAUGCCAAAGAUGGGAGGGGAGAGGAGCACAAGGGAGACGGGAAGGGUCUCAGUAGCGAUCGAUGCCCCUGGUGGGAAACUGGGAACCUCAGAAGCUCGAGGUGGAAUUUGCCUGAACGUAGGAUCAUACGCCAAUGAUGGGAGGGGGAGAGGGGAGCACAGGGGAGACGCUGGGGAUGAGGGAGGACACUGAAGACAACAGAAUAACCAGCCGACCAGGAAAACGUCUGUCGUUCUAAGGCAUGUCGGGGACCACACCACAAUCGAUCAUCGGCAGCAUUGCCGGCUGCAGAAUCAGCACUGGAUCUCACGCGGUUGCACAGGUAUAACUUGGGAUAAUAAAAACCCGUGAAGAGAUGUAGCAGACCAGCCAUCAUCCGCCUAUUAUUGAAUCCCCCACCUCCAAAUGAGGCAAAAAAAAUCACAGCCUCUUGGCAGGGUGGAAACUAAAACCACACUUCACCCAGUUUUAUUGCAUUCUGAGCCUAGAGGCUCACAGAGUCCAGAGAGACUGAAAAACAAAGCCUCCUUGCCUUCUGAGACUAGGAAAGAGAUCACAAGACAAACACAUAGCAAGAAUUUAGAAAGCCAUCUGCACAAGCUGUCAAAACCCGUACGUCACAUUCCCCUUGGAACACACAAAAAAAAAAAGACAAACACCUCUCAUUAUUCUUAGUAAUGCUCCGUCGAUUUAAGCCCUAAGCUGUGUGUGUAACUCCUUUGUCAGCCCACCAGCAACAUGCACUUCGAUUUCUUCUUUGUCUCAUGGAAUCCGCACAAAGGACAGCCUGAAGGGGUCGAACUGUAGAUCAGCAGAGCCGCUGCACCGCGUUGAGGGAAUAUCAUGUUCAGAAGGUUGGGACCCCUAUCUCCCAUCUCAAGACCUGCACGAUCUACCGGUGCUCCCUCUCUCUCUCUCUCUCUCUCUCUCUCUCUCUCUCUCUCUCUCUCUCUCUCUCUCUCUCUCUCCCCUUCCCUGAUAACAGCUUCUGAACAAAUUUGUGUUGACUGACAGCUGCUCAACAAACAAGCAUUGCCUCUCUCUCUCUCUCUCUCUCUCUCUCUCUCUCUCUCUCUCUCUCUCUCUCUCUCUCUCUCUCUCUCUCUCUCUCUCUCUCUCUNUCUCUCUCUCUCUCUGUCUCUCUCUCUCUCUCUCUCUCUCCUGAUAUCCAUUAACAGCUUCUGCACGAAUUCGUGUCGACUGACAGCUGCUCAACCGACACACAUAGCCAUCUAAAAGGAAAAUUCCAGCUGCUGGCAGAAUAAGCUGAGCAGCAUUCACUGGCUUUCAGGUGGCCGUGGCAGACCUCUCUUCCUCAGUGGCUCCCUGCAUCCAAGGCACACCAGAGUUGAAUGUGCCAUAAGGCUGUCCACUGUGUUCACACACUCACUCCUGAUGUCACUUCACAUCUGCUGGACAAAAAGGCACCCUGAUUCAAAAGUGGAAGAAGCAGAGUGGUACUGACUGGCUUUCCUCUCUGCAGCUCUCUGUAUCCAAGGCAGAAUCACAUCCUUUUCCCUCUGCAGCUCUCUGUAUCCAAGGCACAGUCACAUCCUUUUCCCUCUGCAGCUCUCUGUAUCCAAGGCACAGUCACAUCCUUUUCCCUCUGCAGCUCUCUGUAUCCAAGGCACAGUCACAGUGUUGAACUCGUUCUCUCUGACCUAUAAAACCAAUGAGACAUCAAGUCGGCCCGAGCACAGAGAGAGAGAAGGCGCGGCGAGGGGAGGAGGAGGAGGAGGGAGAGAGGGGAGGAAGACAGAGGGAGCGGACCCGGGGGGUUCACUACAUUGCCUCUCUUGCCAUCCGCGAACUGGACAGGUCGCAAAUCCACCUCCUCCUCCUCCGUAAACAUAGUAAUGAAUGACCAGGGCCACCUAACAAUUCGCUCUCACAAAACGAUUGUGGCAUUAUGAAGUUGUGAUGAAGGUUCAUCAUGAAACAUGCCUGGCAUAUAUAAUAACUGAACUGACGACGUCUUAAAUACAGCUGAAUGAAUUCAAGUCACCGUA